Aplosporella prunicola CBS 121167 is the source of this 1635-nucleotide messenger RNA. RefSeq lists its product as uncharacterized. The transcript has 7 exons. Gene Ontology annotation, molecular function: phosphatase activity. The record is from RefSeq and is a predicted model, not a curated record. Gene Ontology annotation, biological process: dephosphorylation. Lineage: Eukaryota; Fungi; Ascomycota; Dothideomycetes; Botryosphaeriales; Aplosporellaceae. The coding region runs from base 33 to 1604 and encodes 523 amino acids.
CGACAACAACACUGGAACACCUAUCCCUCGCCAUGACGACCCUCGCCCCUCGCUCGCCUUAUUCGCAGGCAGACCUUGAUGCCCUCUACCCGGCCAAUCUCCAGCUGCAGCUCGUCCAAGUGUUGCUCCGCCAUGGCGAACGAAGCCCUGUCUCUCCGCGCUUCCGCAAUGCAGGACUUCCCCCUCACUGGCCUUACUGCAACUCGGCGCGCCAAUUGACUAGCGUUAUCAUGAGCACAAAGGACUGGUCGCAAUGGGGCGAGCUGAAGUACCGGAGGAGGCUGGAGACUUUCGGCGCUGAUGACGGCCCUGUGGUGGCGUCAGGCCCUGGCGGAGAGUUUGAUGCCGUAUGUCAACCAGGCGAAUUGACCGACAAGGGCCGCGAGACAACUCUCGCCCUUGGCGAGCGCCUGCGGCACCUCUACGUCGACCAGCUCAAGUUCAUGCCCCGCUUGAUCUCCGACAGCGACAUGAUCUACCUCCGCGCGACGCCCAUUCCUCGAGCCCUCGAGUCCGUCCAGCAGACCUUCUUCGGCCUCUACCCACCCUCCGCGCGGACCGCCGAUUUCCCCAUGCCCACGAUCUUGACGCGGUCUCCUGCCGACGAGACACUGUACCCCAAUGACGGCAACUGCAGGCGGUUUGCUCAGCUGAGCCGGGCAUUUGCGGAGCGUACCGCUGACCGCUGGAACGACACUGAUGAGAUGGAGUACCUGAACAAGCUCCUCUCCAAGUGGAUGCCAGAGAGCUCUCCACGCGUGGCCGUAGACUCCCACCCCCGUCUCUCAGGCAUCAUGGACACCAUCAACAGCACCUUAGCCCAUGACAAGCCCACCCGCCUGCCCAAGGAGUUCUACGACCCCAAGGGCCGCAAGAUCAUCGAUAAGAUCGGCGUCGAGGAGUGGUACAGCGGCUAUCAGGAGUCCCGCGAAUACCGCAUGUUGGGAAUCGGCGGGCUGAUGGGCGACCUCACAUCACGCAUGACGGGCUCAGUCGAGCGCAACGGCAACGACGGGCUAGUCGAGAUCGGCGGCGAGAACGGCAACCUCGGCGGCGGGCGCGGUGGCGAGAAGAACAUCAAGUUCGCCCUGUCUGGGUGCCACGAUACGACUCUGGCGGGUGUGCUGGCCAGUUUGGGUGCCUUCGAGGGUGAGGCCUGGCCCCCCUACACCAGCCACAUCGCCUUCGAGCUCUUCCGUAAGACGAACCAGGGCGCUGUGGCCGCCCGCCCGCCGCAGCCAGAGCAACGGGCUGAGCCUAAGUCUCAAGGAUGGUUUGCUAGCUUGUUUGGUGGUGCUAAGAGCGCCGGUGUCUCUGCGCCUGAGAGCAUCGCGCGUAAGCGUCUCGAUCAGCUGACGGAGCAGCAGCGCGAGAGCCUUGAUGAGUACUUUGUUCGCGUUAGGUACAAUGAUCGCGUUGUGUCGGUGCCAGGAUGCAAGGCACCGGGCAAGCAUCUCGAGGGCGACGAGAGCAUUUGCACGCUGGCCGCGUUCAAAUCGAUUGUCGAUGCUUACACUCCUAAGAACUGGAAGCGCGCUUGCGCUUCGAAUCUUGACAAGCCGGCUUUUCCGGCCAAGCUAGAGCCGGCGGGAUAUGAGGAGUAAGGAAGUAGAUGAAUGGGUAAUUGAAGGUGGU